This is a messenger RNA of Bufo bufo (common toad), 2153 nucleotides long. RefSeq lists its product as uncharacterized. The record is from RefSeq and is a predicted model, not a curated record. Bases 477 to 1391 code for a protein of 304 amino acids. The transcript has 6 exons. Lineage: Eukaryota; Metazoa; Chordata; Amphibia; Anura; Bufonidae.
GCCCUAAGGUGGGCCCCCAGAAUCAUGUACACUGGUGGGCCCUAAGUACCCCCAUCCGACACUGAUGAAGACAACCCCUUUAAAGCUCAGUACUGAGGAAUAGACCUUAUUAUUUCAAUUAUGUCAAUCUCAUGUGCAAGCGAUAUUACUCCCACUGGUCAGAAAUCUGUAAAUCUGUCUCCCCCUGGUGGUGACUGCAGGGUACCACAACUAUUAUUUAUUUAAUAGAAUCAGGUUUUUACUAUUGUUGAUGCCACUGUUUAGAUAGAUCUCUAGCCCAGCCUCUCCAUGUUCUCAGCAGCGUCUCCUCCUCUGGGCGUUUUCUAUUAGUCUCUGUUUCUGGUAUUAGAAUAGUAUUUUUGCUUUUCAUCUCCUCGUUCUGACGGUUACCAUCGAAAUAUUCUGGAGGGUUUGUUCUUGGGAUUCCUACAACUGAUCUCUCAGAAACCCUUGGAUUGGACCCUGAUUCUAGAGCCAUGCUGGGAGGUAUCGUACAAACCCUGUCUGUUCUUCUUGCAGGAAAAUUUGUCAUCUCAGAAGGGCAACCCAACGUCCUUCUCCUAGUACAUGGGAUAACAAACCAGUCUGUAGAUCUGGUACUUCCUGUGAAUCAUGCAGCGUCCAUACAAGAGAUCUUCUGGAAUUUCCAGUCCUAUAUUCUUGUUCACUUCACAAAUAAUCACCUGGAAAUAAAAAAUAGCGAGUUCAAUAAUAGACUGGAGACACUGGACAAUGGCGCCACAUUGAGGAUUAAUGACCUGAGAAAAGAAGAUGCCGGGAUAUAUUCUGUAACUAUAGAUUAUACAGACAAGAAAAAAGACAAGAUAUCCUACGAACUGAUUGUAUAUGAGCCCGUUCCCUUCCCAGCUAUACGGUCUGAAGUGACGGAUGAUAACCCAGAACAAUGUAAUGUGACUCUCCAUUGUGCUGUCCCAUCAAAUACAUCAGAUUUCUUAUAUACUUGCAAGUGCACACUCCGGGACUCUGAGUACCAGGAUAUAAAAAGCAAUGCAAGCUUCAUCUGGAUAUCACUACCACUGGACCACCAGGACGUGGAAGUCGCAUGUAUAGUCCGCAACCCAGCCGACCAGAAGAACAUCUCCUUUAAUGUACCAAGCAUCUGUUUCAAUAACCUCUAUUUUCACCAAAGCAAAGGCGAACGGCGUCAAUAUUACUUAUUCUACUUAGCGAUUUUACCCGUCCUGGGAAUGGUUCUCGGAUAUUUUCUUCUUCUUAAAAGAAAUAAUAAAAAGAGAAAAGAAUCAAAAGAAAUGGAAGAAAUCCAUUACACCGAUCUUGCUCCUAGAAGCUAUAUUAAUCAGAGGAUUGAACAUAAGGAUGAAGACUGUGGAGCAGUCAUAUAUAGCGCAGUGGUGCACUCACCCACGUAAAAACUAUGGUAAAGUAGCAUGAUGUUCUCUAGGAACUGCCUCCAUCUGAGUAGUAGGUGGCUAUAUAAAAAUCCCACCUCUUCCAUUGGGUGCAGCAUUACCUGGAGUGACUCUGACAUUGUUACCACCCAUUUAAGGAACAGACACUUUCCCCUUGGUGUAGGAGAACACCAGGAGGGUCAGGAACAGUUGCAGUUGAAAAUAUGCUUCUUAAAGGAAUGUUCAAGGCAAAACAUAUACACUGUUAUGCCUAGUGUGAGUUCCAAGGGGGUGGAGCAUAAUAUAUGGAUUCGAAGAUCACUAAAGAGAGAAUCUCUGUCUUGUGCUCCGCCCCCUCGGAACCUACACUAGUCAUUCCACGGUGUAUGCAUUUUGCUGGAGUGUGUGCUUUGAGGACCAGGCCAAUUUUGGCUUUUUGAGCAUUAUUAUUUUUUUUUAUUCUGCCUCUUUAUAUUCUCAAUGUCUGUAGCUGCAUGAGGCUUUAUGCAUUUUGCAUCUUGAGUUGUACUUUAGUUGGUGCCAUGUUUUUGUGCUUAAUGAAUUUGUAUUUCAUAUAUAUAUAUAUAUAUAUAUAUAUAUAUACUUCUAUUUUGACAAAAAUGCACAAAAAAGCAAUUCUACAGCUGUUUUUUGCACUUUUCUUUUAUGCUAUACUCCAGUCAUCAUAAAUGAUGCCAAGAGAUUUUGUAUGGGUUUUACAGAUGGGAUGAUACAAAAUAAGUGUAUAUUUUUAUGUCUAUGGACUUAUAGUUAAUAAAGUUU